AUGCCUCAACCCCAACCACCCCCAGAUCUCCACAUCCCCCCAUCCAACAACACAGUAACAGUCUCGAUCAUCGACACAACCUCCUUCGUAGGCAUCUCAGCGUCCAGAUUCAUGGAACCGCACAUCCCCGGGCACGACAAGCUCAACGCAGCAUGCUACGCUUUCCUCAUCAAGCACAACAAUCCAGCGAGCAAGUCAAAGUACGACACCAUGCUCUUCGACUUAGGCGUACGAAAAGAUCUCGAGAAUGCUCCGAAAGUUCUUCGGGAUAGGAUGGACGACGAUGUCACUAUCAAGGUUGAUAAGAAUGUCACUGAUAUAUUUAAAGACCAUGGCGAGGACCCGCACGAAGUUGGAGCAGUGAUCUGGUCUCAUUGGCAUUUCGACCACACCGGAGAUCCCUCAACAUUCCCAGCAUCCACAGACCUCAUAGUUGGACCAGGCUUCAAGAAGACCUUCGUUCCAGCCUACCCUACCGUCGACGACUCGCCCGUAGACGAGCGGGCAUGGGAAGGCCGAACCCUCCGUGAGAUCGACUUCGACGCUGAAGGCGGCGGUCUGAAGCUCGGGCAGUACAAAGCGUUCGACUUCUACGGUGAUGGCAGCUUCUAUUUUCUCGACACGCCGGGACACGCUGUGGGCCAUAUGUGUGGGCUUGCGAGGACGUCUGCAGACCCGCCAGAGUUCAUCUUCAUGGGCGGCGACAUCGCCCACCAUGGAGGCGAGUUCAGACCAACACGCUACCUCUCUCUCCCCGAUACCGUCGAACCAAACCCCCUUGUGGCCCCUUACACCAAACAAGCCCCAACCUGUCCAGGAGCUAUCUUCGAGGCUAUCCACCCUCACCAAUCAAGCAUCGAGCCAUUCUACGUCCCGACCAGCAAAGGCGUGCACGCAGACGCCCAGGAGACCAAAACCAGUAUUGACAAGCUCGCGGACUUUGACGCCCAGAACAACGUUUUUGUCAACAUUGCUCACGACACGAGCUUAUACGACGUCGUGGAGUUCUUCCCAAAGACGGCGAAUGGAUGGAGUCAGAAGCGGUGGAAGGAGGAAGGGACGUGGCGGUUCUUGAGAGACUUUGACACAGGGUCUGAGGAGCAUGAGUCAUAA
Molecule: messenger RNA, 1113 nt
Organism: Saxophila tyrrhenica
Lineage: Eukaryota; Fungi; Ascomycota; Dothideomycetes; Mycosphaerellales; Extremaceae
Exons: 3
Coding region: 1-1113 (370 amino acids)
Source: RefSeq, a predicted model, not a curated record